GAGUCCCCACAAUCCCAUUUCCAACCUAAGAAACUUCCGCUCUCUUUCUCCCCCUUUUCAUUUUUUUUCCCUUUAUAUUUCCCCCCCAGAAGUUUACUGGGUUUUCAUUUUUCGCCAUUUAGUUCUUUUAUUUUUCAAAUAAUGGAGAGGGAUUGCAACACGGGGCUUCUUCUUGGGCUGGGGCGGGUUUCAGCUGAUGAUUCUAUGCGGUCGAUCGUACCACCGGAAGUCGCCGGUGUGAAGAAGAAGCUGCAGGUUUUGAAGUUUGAUGAUAUUUUGCCUUCUUUAACGCUUGGAUUGUCGAUUGUAGUCGAGAAGAGCGGCGGCGUUGCGACGGAGGAGUUGAAUCAGCGGGGUUGUUCGGGUAGUCCGGUGUCGUCGUUUUCAAAUUCAUCGGGCUUUAAGAGGGAGCGAGACGGCGGCGGUGGCGGUGGUGGUGAAGAGGCGGAGGCGGAGGAGUAUAUGGAGAGGGUGUGUAUGAAAGUGGGUGAGGAAGAUGAAGAUGGAAGUCCGAGGAAGAAACUAAGACUAACGAAACAACAAUCCGCCAUUUUAGAGGAUAACUUCAAAGAACACUCAAGUCUCAGUCCUAAGCAAAAGCAGGAUUUGGCUAAACAGUUAAACCUAAGGCCAAGACAAGUGGAAGUAUGGUUUCAAAACAGAAGAGCCAGAACAAAGCUGAAGCAAACAGAAAUGGACUGUGAAUUAUUGAAGAAAUGCUGUGAAAAGCUGAAAGAAGAAAACACAAGGCUUCAAAAGGAACUUCAAGAGCUUAAAUCACUCAAAUUAACGGCUCCGCCGUUCUGCAUGCAAUUACAAGCCGCCACUCUCACCGUUUGCCCUUCAUGUGAAAGCUCCAUUUGCGGCGGCGGCGGCGGCGGCGAUGCAUCUCCGGCCAAUACUUUCUCAAUUGUGUCAAAGCCUCAAUUUCUCAAAUUCCCAUUUAACCACCCAUCGGCGGCUUGUUAGGCGGCAGCCUAAUUUUAAUUAUAAUAAUAUCGUUAAUUAAAACGACCUGAAGACUGCUAUUUUUCCUUGGGGCUUCUUGGUCAAAAAAUUAUAUAUCGUAUAUAACACUGAUAUUUAUAUAUUUAAUAUGUUAUAUGUACAAAUAUAUUGUUGUGUUUUGAACACAUUGGAAAUUAGGCUUUGUAGAAAUCGAUCUAUGAUGACAUGACACACAUGUAUUUAAGUUUCCAUUAAUUUUAUUUUACUUGGAGCAUUGGAGGCU
This is a messenger RNA of Benincasa hispida (wax gourd), 1231 nucleotides long. RefSeq names its product homeobox-leucine zipper protein HAT22-like. NCBI's taxonomy places the organism in Eukaryota, Viridiplantae, Streptophyta, Magnoliopsida, Cucurbitales, Cucurbitaceae. The record is from RefSeq and is a predicted model, not a curated record. Gene Ontology annotation, biological process: regulation of DNA-templated transcription. Gene Ontology annotation, molecular function: sequence-specific DNA binding; DNA-binding transcription factor activity, RNA polymerase II-specific.